GAGAGUUAAAGGUUUAGGUACAUUUAUUCUUACUGCGCCAAAUUUAAAGUUACGUAGCUUUUUGACUUGCUUGGCUCCAUUCCUUUGCAUUCUGAGCCAUGUCCGGGCGCGGGAAGCAGGGCGGGAAGGCGCGUGCCAAGGCCAAGUCGCGCUCGUCGCGGGCCGGGCUGCAGUUCCCCGUGGGCCGCGUGCACCGCCUGCUGCGCAAGGGCAACUACGCGGAGCGCGUGGGCGCCGGCGCGCCCGUGUACCUGGCGGCCGUGCUGGAGUACCUGACGGCCGAGAUCCUGGAGCUGGCGGGCAACGCCGCCCGCGACAACAAGAAGACGCGCAUCAUCCCCCGCCACCUGCAGCUCGCCAUCCGCAACGACGAGGAGCUCAACAAGCUGCUGGGCAAGGUGACGAUCGCGCAGGGCGGCGUGCUGCCCAACAUCCAGGCCGUGUUGCUGCCCAAGAAGACCGACAGCCACAAGGCUAAAGCCAAGUAAAUAUCUUCCGACAAACAACCUAAAGGCUCUUUUCAGAGCCACCCACAUCUUCCUAGAAAGAGCCGGAACGCUUGACCUUUGGAAUACAUGCUAUGUUAAUAUACCCAGAAACUUGAAAUCUUCCGGAGAAGCGUCCAAAAUGUUAUGUCUCUAGAGUCUACUUUCCUGAUCUGUAGCUUUCUGCCUAUUUUCUUAACCUUGAAAGUCAUAGUACUUAUGUAAGAAUGCGUCAGUUUUCCCUUUUGAAAAAAAAAUAAAAGGUAGCGGUUGCAACUAA
Prinia subflava (tawny-flanked prinia) is the source of this 765-nucleotide messenger RNA. RefSeq names its product histone H2A-IV. The record is from RefSeq and is a predicted model, not a curated record. NCBI's taxonomy places the organism in Eukaryota, Metazoa, Chordata, Aves, Passeriformes, Cisticolidae. Gene Ontology annotation, cellular component: nucleosome; chromatin. Gene Ontology annotation, molecular function: structural constituent of chromatin; DNA binding; protein heterodimerization activity. Gene Ontology annotation, biological process: heterochromatin formation. The transcript has a single exon. Bases 99 to 488 code for a protein of 129 amino acids.